AUGUCCUGCAAAUCAUCCAACCUCGUUGCAUCGGUCCAGGCAAUAGCUUCCUCUCGAUCCCGACAUACGCGAGGCUUUCGGUCACCCAGGCCUUUCUCUUUGGCUUUUUGGUUUCUGUGCCUAUUACUUCUGGACUCACAGCUGAGCUUCGUGGCCGAGAUGGCAGUGAUAUCCGAUAUCGAGCGUCGCCAUCAAGCCGAGACUCAAAUUGUUGCCAAGGAGGCAGCAAAGGCGAAAGGCAAUCAAGCUCGCGAUAAGCGAUACCCACACCAUACCGAAGCACAGGUUGCGGCCAAAGAAGCAGCGGCCAAGCAUCGCCAAUCGCGAGAGCCACAUCACACAGAAGCGCAACUUGCAGCAAAGGGAGCAGCGGCCAGGCAUCGUCAAUCGCGAGAGCUACAUCACACCGAGGCACAGAUCGCGGCCAGAGAAGCAGCGGCCAAGCAUCGUCAAUCGCGAGAGCCUCGCCACACGGAAGCGCAAAUUGCAGCGAAGAAGGCGGCGGCAAACAUGCGUCAAUCUCGGGGGCCUCGUCACACCGAAGCUCAGAUCGCGGCCAAGAAGGCGGCGAAAGCUAAGAAGGGACAGAACUGA
Messenger RNA from Cladophialophora bantiana CBS 173.52, 594 nucleotides. RefSeq lists its product as uncharacterized. Lineage: Eukaryota; Fungi; Ascomycota; Eurotiomycetes; Chaetothyriales; Herpotrichiellaceae. Bases 1 to 594 code for a protein of 197 amino acids. The record is from RefSeq and is a predicted model, not a curated record. The transcript is spliced from 2 exons.